AUGCCGCCAGCCAAAUCGCUCGACGCGAAAGCCGAUGCUGCCAGUGUACGAGAACGUCAGGUCGCCGCAGCAGCACACGCGAGGAGCAGGAAGAAUAACGGAGCAGCGGCGCAACAGAAUGGCGGUAGUAGUCUGAAAGAGGUGGCCCUUAUCAAUGCGGAUGUUGGACAGGCUGCACAACCAAGUCAAGGAACAGGACAGCGCCGAAGCUUUCACGCCUCAUCUCCAUCCCUCGCGACGAAAGAUCCCUACAAAGCCUUAGGAGUGGAGAAAGGAGCCUCUUCGGGCGAGAUCAAGAAAGCCUACUAUGGCAUGGCGAAGAAGUAUCACCCCGAUACGAACAAAGACCCCAAAGCGAAGGAGAAGUUCGCCGAGGCGCAGUCGGCGUAUGAGAUUUUGAGUGAUUCGAAGAAGAAGGAGAUGUAUGAUCAGUAUGGCUCCGCGGCGUUCGAUCAGAAUGGAGGGUUUGAUCCAUCGGGUGGCGCUGGAGCAGGGCCUGGUGGAAACCCAUUCGCUGGAGCGAGUGGCUUUGGAGGGUUUGGUGGUGCAGGAGGAGGGUUUGGAGCGGAGUUCAAUUUCGAGGAUUUGUUCUCUGCGUUUGGGGCCGGUGGGGCGAGGAGGGCGAGGAGAGGAGGGCCAUUUCAGGAGGAGGCCAUGGUGGGGGAGAAUAUUGAGGUGCAGACGAAUAUCAGUUUUAUGGAUGCUGCGAAGGGUGUGCAGAAGGAUAUUGUUAUUACGCCGCUCGUGCAGUGUAAGACUUGUAGUGGGAGUGGGUUGAAGAAGGGGGCGAGCAGGAGUGCGUGUAAGAGCUGCGAUGGGACAGGUACAAGGGUGCAUUUCAUGCAAGGAGGAUUCCAGAUGGCGAGUACGUGUGGUACGUGUGGUGGGACUGGUCAGCAGGUACCAAAGGGCAGUGAGUGUGGGACUUGUCGAGGAAAUGGCGCUGUGAGGGAGAAGAGGACAGUCACGGUGGAUAUUCCUGGAGGUGUUGAGGAUGGGAUGAGGCUGCGAGUGAUGGGAGAAGGAGAUUAUCCGCCCACUGGAACUGCUGCAAACCCGAGCGCAAGUACACAGAAGGGAGAUCUUUACGUCUUCAUUCGCGUGGCGCCUGAUUCGAAGUUCUCGCGGAAUGGAUCGGACAUUCUUUACACUGCCAGCAUACCGCUGACCACCGCGGUGCUUGGAGGCGAGAUCGUUGUACCGACCCUGGAUGGGGAGGUCAAGGUCAAGGUUGCUACUGGAACAGGCACUGGUGAUAAGAUCACAAUGCCUGGUAUGGGUAUGGAGAAGUUGAGCUCAAGACGCGGCAACAAUGGCGACCUGCGAGUCGAGUUCAAGGUCCAGAUGCCGAAGUACCUGUCUGUCAACCAACGAACGAUCCUGGAGAUGCUGGCAGACGAGAUGGGCGACAAGAGUGCGAAGCGGAUCAUGAACUUGAACAACCUCAAGCACGCUCCGCCAGCAUCGAGUAACUCAAGCUCGACCCCUGACUCGAAAGGCGAAGACCACAAGAAUGAAGGCUUCUUGAAGAACCUAUGGCACAACAUCAGCGGCCAACAUGACGAAUCGAAUCAAGACGGCAAGCCUCAACAAAAGAACAACGAGCAGCAAGACGACGAGCCGAAGAAGGCAUCCGGGUCCGGGCAGCUCAGCGCGCAAGCCAUGGCGGUCCCCAUGAUCAGCACUCCUCUGAAGCAGACGAACGAAAUUGACUGGGUGCAACCCAUCAAGCAGCACAUCCGCAGCGCCUACGGCGAUGACCCCGAGCGAUACAAUGACGAGUGCGCGCAGCUCAACCGUCUACGGCAGGACAUGCGAGGAGCUGGUAAGGACAGCGCGGCAGGGAGGGAUUUGCUGUACAGGUAUUACGGGCAACUCGAACUGCUGGACUUGCGGUUCCCGGUGGAUGAGAACCACAUCAAGAUCAGCUUCACGUGGUUUGAUGCAUUCACGCAUAAGCCUACGAGCCAGUACUCGCUGGCGUAUGAGAAGGCGAGCAUCAUCUUCAAUAUCUCGGCGGUGUUGAGCUGUCAUGCGGCGAAUCAGAAUCGGCAUGAGGAUACUGGGUUGAAGACGGCGUAUCAUUCGUUUCAGGCGAGUGCGGGCAUGUUCACGUACAUCAAUGAGAACUUCCUGCACGCGCCUUCGACUGAUCUGAGUCGGGAGACGGUCAAGACGUUGAUCAAUAUCAUGCUGGCGCAGGGGCAAGAGGUGUUUAUUGAGAAGCAGGUCGUGGACAAGAAGAAGCCUGGGUUGAUUGCGAAGUUGGCGGCGCAGGCGGCGUAUUUGUAUGCUCAGGCCGUGGAUGGCGUGCAGGAGAAUGUUUCAAGAGCGGUGUUCGAGCGUGUCUGGCUACUUUUCGUCCAGAUCAAGCAACAUCACAUGGCGAGCGUGGCGCAAUACUACCAGGCCGUGGCGGACUACGAGGCAAACAAGUACGGCGAAGCCAUUAGUCGGCUACAGGCCGCCGCGAAUGCCAGCAAGGAGGCUAGCAGGAGUGCGAAUGCGUUCCCAGGAAGUGUGCCGUCUAACAGCAACCUCAGUUCGGAAACGGGUUCGAUAUUGGUGGAUGUGACGAAGAAGCAGACCGCGUCGAUACAGGAAUUACUGGCCGAGUACAACCGAGACAACGACAUGAUCUACCACCAGCCCGUACCUUCAGAGACCAAUCUCCCCAGCAUACCGAAGCUGCCUGCGGCAAAAGCGAUCCCGGUCAGUGAGCUCUACCAGGGCCAGGAUAUCCAGAGGAUCAUAGGACCAGACAUUUUCCAGCGAAUCGUCCCCAUGUCGGUGACGGAGAGUGCGAGUCUGUACGAUGAGGAGAAGGCGAAGAUGGUACGAGCGGAGGCUGAGAGGGUGGAGACGGCGGAUGAUGAGCUUGCCACUUCGUUAGACUACCUCAAGCUACCUGGUAGUCUCAACAUCCUCAAAGGAGCCGUCGAUCAGGAUUCUCUGAGCGUAGAUGAAGACUUCCGGAAUUGGUGCGGAGAACUGGCGGGUCACAGUCCGUUCGGGCCGGUAUUCGAUCGACUACGAGACGACAAACAGAACAUCAUGUCCACUUUAGACAACAGCAUGAAACAGCUGGAUAUGGAGGAGUCUGUGUGCGAGAAGAUGAGGAGCAAGUACGGGCCGGAAUGGACACAGCAGCCUUCCAGUCGAUUGACGCAGACUCUAAGGACCGAUGCGAGAAGUUAUCGAUCUGCGGUGGAAGAAGCGUCGACGAGUGAUGCGCAGCUAUACAGCACGUUCAGGCAGUACGAGUCUGAUCUCGAUGAGAUGCGAUCGGCCGGCGAGACUGAUGAGGCGGAUGUGCUGUAUCAACGGGCGAUGAUCAAGGCGGGUGCUGGGAAGAAGGGCGUGACGAGUCCUGGCGCUGGUGAUGAGGGCAACCUGCUGGACGACGACUUUGCCGAUGAGAGUCGGCAAUCUGUCGCUGAGCAGAUUGAGCGGGUUGAGACGUUGCUAAAUAAGCUCCAGUUGGUGAAGAGGGAACGGGCGCAAGUGCUGAAGGAUCUUAAGGAGAAGAUACACAACGACGAUAUCAGCAACGUGCUCAUCCUCAACAAGAAGGCCAUCACUAACCAGGAGAGUCAGCUAUUCAAGUCAGAGCUUGAGAAGUUCAGGCCGCACCAGAACCGAAUCCUGCAGGCUGUGCACAAGCAGCAGUCCCUUAUGAAGGAACUGACACGGACGUACUCUGAAUUGCUACAAGACAAGCGGGUCCGAGGCGAGCAGAACAAGUACGAGGCCUUCUCACGGCAGCGGAAUUCCGUCUUGAGCAAAUACCGGAAAGUCUACCAAGCCUACAAGGAUCUGCAGGCUGGCUUAUCAAGAGCGCAGCAAUUCUACGAUGAGAUGAAAGAGACGGUCGACAGCUUGAAGAAGAAUGUCGACUCUUUUGUGGAGAACCGGAGAUCAGAAGGAGGCCAGCUCCUUGGUGCUAUUGAAGCUGCGAAAGGGAGCGGUGCUGAUAGGGAGCAGGCGAGGCUGAAGGAGCUCAUGGAACGUAUGAGUGUCAGUCCGACGACUGGGCCGUCUGGACACUCGCCUGCACCUGGCUUUGGCGACCAGCGAAAUUCUACUCAGCGGCCGGCCCCCAUCCAGUCCCAAGCAAGCUACGGAUCACAAGCAACCUACAACCCAGCCACUAGCCCGCCGAUCACACCUCGAUACCAAUCCAACGGCAUGCAGUCACCGGCUCCAUACCCAACCUACCAGCAACAACAGCAACAGCCCUCAAACAGCCAGUACAACCCCACCUCCUACGGCGCAAUAUCCCCACCAGCACACCAGCAAUACUUCUCCCCGCCACCAAACCAACAAUACAACAACUACCAGCAACCAGCGACAACGCAGUACGGACAGCAACCUCAAUCUCAGCCGCAAUACGGCGGACAGAACGUCCCACCAGGUUGGCAACCUCCUCCACCCCCUCCCGGUCCACCCCCGAGCCAAGACUACAGCGCCAUGCAAGCGAGCCAGUACCCUUCUGGCGCGGGCGGGUACGCGCAGGAUCCGAGGAGGAACGGGCAGACGCAGCAGCAGGCUAGCGGAGGGGGAGCGGGAGGGGAUCCUUGGGCCGGAUUAAGUGCGUGGAAGUGA
Molecule: messenger RNA, 4605 nt
Organism: Zasmidium cellare ATCC 36951
Lineage: Eukaryota; Fungi; Ascomycota; Dothideomycetes; Mycosphaerellales; Mycosphaerellaceae
Exons: 4
Coding region: 1-4605 (1534 amino acids)
Biological process (GO): protein transport to vacuole involved in ubiquitin-dependent protein catabolic process via the multivesicular body sorting pathway; protein folding; response to heat
Cellular component (GO): endosome
Molecular function (GO): ATP binding; heat shock protein binding
Source: RefSeq, a predicted model, not a curated record